AUGGGCAAUCACAGCACAGUGACUAUGUUUGUUCUGUGGGGAUUUUCCAGUUUCCCAGAACUGCAGAAUCUGCUCUUCACUGUGAUUCUCCUCUCCCAUGUGACCAUCGUCUUAGCAAACGCAUCCAUCAUGGUGGCCAUCAAGCUCAAUCACAGCCUUCACUCUCCCAUGUACUUCUUCCUCUUUGCCCUGUCUCUUUCAGAAACCUGCACCACUAUGGUGAUCCUGCCCCGCAUGUUAGUAGACUUGCUGUCAGAGAGCAAGGCCAUCUCUCUCCCUGAGUGUGCCACACAGAUGUUUUUCUUCUUUGGCUUGGGAGGCAAUAACUGCUUCAUCUUGACUGCCAUGUCCUAUGAUCGUUACACCGCUAUCCACAACCCCCUGCAUUAUCCGCUCCUGAUGACCCAUAAGAUCUGCCUUCAGUUCAUCAUGGCCUCUGCUACGCUUGGCUUCUCAGUUUCUCUGUGUAUUGUUACCAUAAUAUUUACCUUGACUUUUUGCAACUCCAACAUCAUUCAACACUUUUUUUGUGAUAUAGAGCCUGUGGUCUCACUUGCCUGUAAUUACACCUUUUACCAGAAAAUGAUUCUCCUUGCAUUCACUGCCUUUACCUUGGUGGGUAGUUUUAUUUUGAUCAUGGUUUCUUACGUCUUCAUUGUGAGAGUAGUUGUGAAGAUGCCCUCUGCCAAAGGAAGGUAUAAGACCUUUUCAACGUGCUCAUCCCACUUCACCGUGGUGUUCAUCCAUUAUGGAUUUGCUUGCUUUGUCUAUCUGAGGCCCAAGAACAGUGACUCUUUCAGGGAUGACACACUGUUGGCAGUGACAUACACAGUUCUGACACCUCUGCUCAACCCCAUCAUUUACAGCCUAAGGAACAAAGACAUGCAGGCAGCCCUGAGGAAAGGCAUAGGCAGUAUAAUCAGGUUUUCCCCUCAAAUGAUCAAUAAAAGAGCCCAAAAGAUUUGA
This is a messenger RNA of Acomys russatus (golden spiny mouse), 966 nucleotides long. RefSeq names its product olfactory receptor 10K1-like. Gene Ontology annotation, molecular function: olfactory receptor activity; G protein-coupled receptor activity. NCBI's taxonomy places the organism in Eukaryota, Metazoa, Chordata, Mammalia, Rodentia, Muridae. The coding region runs from base 1 to 966 and encodes 321 amino acids. The transcript has a single exon. The record is from RefSeq and is a predicted model, not a curated record. Gene Ontology annotation, biological process: G protein-coupled receptor signaling pathway. Gene Ontology annotation, cellular component: membrane.